This is a messenger RNA of Zychaea mexicana, 1077 nucleotides long. RefSeq lists its product as uncharacterized. The coding region runs from base 481 to 879 and encodes 132 amino acids. The transcript has 2 exons. Lineage: Eukaryota; Fungi; Mucoromycota; Mucoromycetes; Mucorales; Lichtheimiaceae. The record is from RefSeq and is a predicted model, not a curated record.
UGCUGCUGCUGCUGCUGUUGCUGCUGUUGUUGUUGUUGUUGUUGUUGUUGUUGUUGUUGGUACUGGUAACGCUGCUGUGGGUCUCGUGGUUUAUCUACACGGACACAAAUAUCAUCGACAGAUAGAUCUCGGUUUUCACGCUUUGCAGUGAAGAAAUAUGUGAGGUGUGCUCGAGUAUGAUUGUCGACAGUGUCGUCAAAAUUGUUAUGAUCAAUCGGUUCGGGUGACCAUCCCGAUCGUGGCGGCGUGUGAACGUUGCCAUUGAUGUCGUCGUCUCCUGCUGUUGUCUUUGGUGGUGUAUAGUUGGAUGAAAACAACUGUUCUUCUUCGUAGCCGUCGUCCCAAUCAUCGCUCCAGAUACUAGGCUUGCGGUUGUCUUCCUCUUUUGUUUCAUCCCCUUCAUCAUCAAUUGCACCGUGAAUCUCAUUUCUAACGCCGUGUUCUUCUUCAAUAGUUUGAAUUGGAUUGCUAAUAGAAGCUAUGGUAUCCGUAGCACUAUUGCUUGCGACACGCGUCGGUGAUGUUUUUUGUUGUUGUUGUUGCAUAACCGGAACAUCUUCAGAUCCGGAGGCAAGAGACGCAGUUUGUUGGGGGCUACUGUUUGCAGCGGUGACACGCGAAGUGGCAUUAGCUGAAGUCAUCGUUGGAGUGAACCAAUUUGAGGGACUUGACGUGCUAGGCGAAGAGGCGAGAGGUGUAUUUGUCGUUGCUGUUGUUUCUUCAGGCCCGCGCCAUGCGCGCCAUUGGUGGUUUGCAGAAUCCUCGCCAUCGUUUUCGUUGGUCCUCAGGUACGGUGAACGUCCGCCGAAAUUACUCCUUGGGGACACACUUCGGCUGCUUGUAGUAUUACUCCACGACGGUACAGGCGAUCCGGAUUGAUUACUGUUAAUGUUGCCUCGUGGCAUCCGCGGUGAAUUUCGGUAGUUGUGUGGCCUGCCACGCGAUUCCUCUCGCGGUCGUUGUUGACCAUAAUAGUCAGACAUGAUUUGCGGUUCGAGUCAAAGGAAGUGGACGAAGAGGAAAAGAGGAGUGUAGCACAGACCUUGGUGAUAUUAUCAGGUUAAAUGUGAAUGUAGU